AGUUGUCGGUUGGCGCUUGCGCAGUGACGGUCGUGUGAGUUCCAGAAAGUAGUGGUUUUUUUUCUUGGCAACAAGAAAAAUUAAGUUAAUUAGUUGUAAUUGAACCGGUCGAUCGAACUAAGAGAUCGAUUGGAUAUUAUUGGAAUAACGUUGAAAUAAUAAUUACAAUUGGAAUAAAUUAAAAAUUAGUUCAACAUGCAACUGAAAAGCAGUUCGCACGCCAUAUUUGGUUUAAUUUUAAUAUCAUUUACAACUUUAGCAUUAGCUCAAAAGGAAAAGGAAGAGUUCCAAUGUCCUUCGACUAUUGGAAAUGGAAACUAUGCUGAUCCAGCGACUUGCCGGCGUUUCUAUCAGUGUGUCGAUGGAUUCCCAUACCUAAAUCGUUGUCCAUCUGGUUUAUACUUCGAUGAUUUACAAAAGUUCUGUACAUUUAAAGAUGAAGCAAAAUGCGGACCGCUUUCAACAACACCGUCUCCCAUAACAGAUGCACCGGCCGACACAGCACAGAAGUGCAAUACAGAAGAAUGCCGUCUUCCAUACUGCUUCUGCUCAAAGGAUGGCACACAAAUUCCCGGUGGCUUAGAAGCCGAACAGAUUCCACAAAUUAUUAUGCUGACAUUUGAUGGUGCCGUCAACUUGAAUAACUAUGAUCAUUAUCAGAAAAUAUUUAAUGGAAAACGCAAAAAUCCUAAUGGCUGCAAUAUACGCGGAACGUUCUUUAUGUCCCACGAAUAUAGCAACUAUCAGCAAAUUCAACAUCUUGGUUUCGCUGGCCACGAAAUUGCCACAGAGAGCAUAUCCCAACAACAGGGCUUACAGGACAAAGGCUACGAGGAAUGGGUUGGUGAAAUGAUUGGCAUGCGUGAAAUUCUGCGACACUUCUCCAAUGUAUCCGUAAAUGAUGUCGUCGGUAUGCGUGCACCGUUCCUGAAACCUGGUCGCAACACACAGUACAAGGUGCUUGAAGACUUUGGCUACAUAUAUGACAGUUCAAUAACGGUGCCGCCAGUCAAUGUGCCUGUCUGGCCAUACACACUCGACUACAAAAUCUCACAUGAAUGCAAGAGUGGCACAUGUCCAUCGAAAACUUUCCCUGGCGUUUGGGAAGUGCCAUUAAAUACUCACUACGUUGAGGGUUAUGAGGGUGGCCAUUGUCCCUAUUUGGAUCAAUGUGUUCUGCACAAUCUGGAUGAGAAUGAGGUGUUCGAAUGGCUGCAAGAGGACUUCACACGCUACUAUGAACAAAAUAAAGCACCUUAUAUGAUGCCAUUCCAUACAAAUUGGUUCCAAACGAAACCAUUGGAAAAUGGUUUGCAUAAAUUUUUGGAUUGGGCCUUAGAACUUCCCGACGUCUAUGUGCUUACCAUUACACAAAUGUUGCAAUACAUGACCGAUCCAAAAGAGACACGUGAUGUUAACACCAUCGAAUCCUGGAAAUGCGAUAAGAGUGUUGCAGUCGCACCAAAACCAUGUAACAAUUGGAACACCUGUGCAUUGCCUUUCAAAAUUCCCGAACAAAAUAUCACCGAUACUCGAUAUAUGGAAACAUGCCGCGAAUGUCCCAACGUUUAUCCAUGGUUAGGUGAUGCCAGCGGCACAGGCAUACAAGGACGUGAUAAUUAUAUUUUCUCAGGACCUGUUGUUGAUGCCGAAGAAGAAGAAAGCAGUAACUAGAAGUUUGCCUAAACUGAUUAAUACUAAAAGGCAUGUUUACUUUCAAAUGUGCUCAUUUAUUUUCUUAUCUCUUCUAAGAUUUUUAUUUUAUUUUUCUAAAUUUCGACUACGUUUUCUAAGAACCAGAAAGAAAUAAUUUUUCUGCACUAUUAAUUGUAAUUUAAAAUCGAUUAUAAACAAUACAUAAAUCUGACUCAAUACUUUCUUUAGUUUAUAAGUAACUACAAACGUGUCAAGCUAGACAUUAAGAUGUAAAAUAAAGUUUUUUUAUAAACCAA
This is a messenger RNA of Teleopsis dalmanni, 1952 nucleotides long. RefSeq names its product chitin deacetylase 1 (gene Cda4). Lineage: Eukaryota; Metazoa; Arthropoda; Insecta; Diptera; Diopsidae. Gene Ontology annotation, cellular component: extracellular region. The record is from RefSeq and is a predicted model, not a curated record. Bases 196 to 1674 code for a protein of 492 amino acids. The transcript has 8 exons. Gene Ontology annotation, biological process: carbohydrate metabolic process. Gene Ontology annotation, molecular function: chitin binding.